Messenger RNA from Molossus molossus (Pallas's mastiff bat), 4422 nucleotides. RefSeq names its product trans-golgi network protein 2 (gene TGOLN2). NCBI's taxonomy places the organism in Eukaryota, Metazoa, Chordata, Mammalia, Chiroptera, Molossidae. Gene Ontology annotation, cellular component: endosome; trans-Golgi network transport vesicle; trans-Golgi network. Bases 38 to 1501 code for a protein of 487 amino acids. The transcript is spliced from 4 exons. The record is from RefSeq and is a predicted model, not a curated record.
CGCGAGAUCAGUAGAGCGCGGAAGCACAGUCUGCAAGAUGCGGUGCCUGGUUGCGUUGGUUCUACUGACUGCCCUAGCGGCGGGGCCAACUGGUUUCUCUCGUUCAGAAGCUUCGCAGUCCACUUCUCUAUUGGCAGCCGGCGAAACCCAGCCUGUCAGUCCGGAGAAAGUCCCUAAGCAGCCCUCCCAGAGUCUCACAUCUAAGACCGUGGAAAGCAACUCGGUUACGUCGGGCCAGCAGCACCAGUCCACAGAAGACAGUUCUAGCAAAUCAGAUAAGAAGCCCGCCUCCGUGGAAGAUGCAUCUGAAAAGUCGAAUGAGGAGCCCCCAUCCACGAAAGAUACUUCUGACAAGUCGGAUAAGGAGCCCCCGUCCACGGAAGAUAAUUCUGACAAGUCACAUAAGGAGCCCGCGUCCACGGAAGAUAAAUCUGACAAGUCACAUAAGGAGCCCCCGUCCACAAAAGACACUUCUGACAAGUCGCAUAAGGAGCCCCCGUCCACGGAAGAUACUUCUGACAAGUCACAUAAGGAGCCCGCGUCCACGGAAGAUAAAUCUGACAAGUCACAUAAGGAGCCCCCGUCCACAAACGAUACUUCUGACAAGUCACGUAAGGAGCCCCCAUCCACGAAAGAUACUUCUGACAAGUCGGAUAAGGAGCUCCCGUCCACGGAAGAUACUUCUGACAAGUCACAUAAGGAGCCCCCGUCCACGAAAGAUACUUCUGACAAGUCGGAUAAGGAGCCCCCGUCCACGGAAGAUACUUCUGACAAGUCACAUAAGGAGCCCCCGUCCACGAAAGAUACUUCUGACAAGUCGGAUAAGGAGCCCCCGUCCACGGAAGAUACUUCUGACAAGUCACAUAAGGAGCCCCCGUCCACAAAAGAUACUUCUGACAAGUCACAUAAGGAGCCCCCGUCCACGAAAGAUACUUCUGACAAGUCACAUAAGGAGCCCCCAUCCAUGAAAGAUACCUCUGACAAGUCGGAUAAGGAGCCCCCGUCCACAGAAGAUACCUCUGACAAGUCGGAUAAGGAGCCCCCGUCCAUGAAAGAUACUUCUGACAAGUCACAUAAGGAGCCCCCAUCCACGAAAGAUACUUCUGACGUGUCAAAUAAGGAUCACCUCUCUAUGAAAGAUGCUUCUGACAAGUCAGAUUGGGAGCAUGGGUCCACAAAAGACCAUUCUGAACCUGAAGAGGGUUCUCCACUUAAAGAAGAAAAAGAUAUGCCUGGUCCUGACUCUAGAGAGAGUCCUGAAGAGACACUUUUUGACUCCAUAAAGAGGAAGAACCUUUUUAAGGACAAUCCUGGAAGUGUCAGGGCAGAAAGCAGCCACUUCUUUGCAUAUUUGGUGACUGCAGCCAUUCUUGUUGCUGUCCUCUACAUUGCCUAUCACAACAAACGGAAGAUUAUUGCUUUUGCCCUGGAAGGAAAAAAAUCCAAAUUUAGUCGGCGGCCGAAGGCCAGUGACUACCAGCGUUUGGACCAGAAGAUUUGAUUUUUCUGUUUUUGAGAACUUCGUCUUCCCUGCUGAUUUGUUUCUAAAUCAAGAGAAAUGAAGAGAAAAGUACUGUGAACCAAGAGUUACCCUCUAGGGUUUGGUGGCAAGUCCGGGCUGGCAGAGGUGGGGCGGGGGUGGCAUUGCUUUGAUUUUUGCACCUGCACUUUGGUGACCUUGUACUCUUUUGUUCCUAUUAUUCACUCCCUCUGAGUGUGGGUAGAAGGAGCGAGCAUGUGGAAACCCAGCUUUGACCAAAGGGAGAUCCCAGCUCCAGGCAGGCUAGUGCUAUUGACCAUCCUGCCUUGGGCCUUGGCUCUGUGGUGAAGUUACCCCUUGAAAUAGCAUUGCACUUGCCACUACUCAUCUUUGCAGACCUAGGAGAGAACUCAGCAGCUUGAGGUACUUUUCUACCAGGGCCUCUUUGGGGGAAUGUGCCCUACAAGAGAUAGACAGGGUGAAUGCUGAUGGGCAAAGGGCUACAUUGAACACGUAACUUCUAUUCAAAGGCUUCAGCAGCAAACCAUACCAGCAGCUUAAAAAAAGUGCUUUACUGCCUGCAAGUUCAACCUGUUUAGCAUAACUUCCUCAUGUUUUCCUCAUAUUUUCAUAUUACUUCAGGCAAAGUGAAUCAACUUUCAUUUGGUUGUACUGAGCAUAAAACUGAACUUGAGGAUUCUGGGAGUAAAGCUAUAAAGCCACUGUUCCCAUCACAGGUUUUAAAAAAUAUAGUUAUGAUUACUGAAAUGCUGUUCUUCCUUACAAUCUUAACAGGAGCUUUUUGAAAUAGGGUAAGUUCAUGCUUUGUGCAAGAAAACACGUAAGAGAGUUUUGGUUUGGGUCUGCAUUUUUCUCAAAGGCCUUUUAUGAAAUAGGUUCCCCCAAACUCCACUUUGCCUUUGUUGCCUAAAACAGACAAAAUAGACCUAUUUAGAAACUAACCAUAAUCUUUCUUUUACCUUAAUCUAAUUAUAAAAUGCUAAGGGUAGUUAGUAAAAAUUCUUCUAUCCCGUGGGAGAGGUUAUUAAAUUUUAAGAAAUUCACAGAGUUCCCCUAGGGUAACUGAGGGUAGUGUCUUGGAACAUGCUGUUUGAAGUUUUAUGUGAAUCUAUUCUAGUCAUACUGUCCUAUUACUGAGAGCCUAAAAAGAGUUAUUUCUGCAAAGGAAAAACAAAUAGAAUAACCGAUCUCAAUACAAGGAAUGGUGGGACAUGAGGGGAAUAUGAUAAAUUCUGUGCUGUUGAAGAAGUAAGUCUGAAGAAGGGACCAUCGUGUUUGUCCUACUAUCUUCCACCUUGCUUAAAACAGUUCGUGGCUUUGAGUUGAGAUUUUCAUUCAUUGCAGGUACCUAUUUGUGGAGAUCAAGAAUGAAUGAAUGCUCUUCUUGGCAUCAUUCUCUCUACUUGUGCACCAGCCUUGUACUUUCCUAUUCUGUCAGGCUCCCCUAGCUUCCCUAAAACCAUGGUUAUUGUAUUCCCUUUUCUGUCUCCCCCGUCCCUUCCUUUCCUCCUCCUCUGCCUAUUUACACGAGCACUUUUCCUCCAACCUUCGUGCUUACACAAAUCUUCACCCCCACAUCAUUCAACUUCUCCAGUAAGUGUUGCUUCCAUUACUUUGCUAUUCAUUCUCUUCAUAACCUUUAUAAGCUCACUUUGGUCCCUGUCUUUCUACUGAGUGUUUUUCCAUAGGUUCAGUUCACCAAAUCCAAAGGCUUGUUCUCAAAAUUUAGUCUUAACCUUGAUAGAAUUGGACACUAUUGACCAUCCAAAUAGAAAUUCCCCUUUUUUGGUUUCUCUGACAAAUUCCUGAUGUCAAGAACUCCUUUUCUUUUUUAAGAUAGAGUGGGACGGGAGGAGAGAGAGAGAGAAAGAAACAUCGAUGUGAGAGAGACACUGACUGGUUGCCUCCCGCACAACCCCGACCAGGGCUGAGACCAAACCCACAAACGAGGUACGUGCCCUUGUACGGGAAUCGAACCCAAGACUCUUUGGUUCUUCUACCCAUUAAGCUGCCCCUCUCAACUGCCCAAUAUAUUUUUAAUCCUCUCAACUCCAAACUACAAUCUUCCCAUUUUCCUUGCUUCCCUGCCCCACACCCUCUCCCAUUCACCUCUCCCCAGAUUUGUUUCUCAGGAACCACCUUAAUUGAUUCUCCUGUCCAUCUUCUCUUGUGUACAUAGAGACCAGGUUGAUCUUUCUAAAAUACUUGCCCUGAUCCGAAGCCUCUGUUUGUGUUCCUCAUGGCUCAGAGAAUCAAGUUUAUAGGCUCUUUAGUAUCAGGACUCUACAGAUGGCCUGUUUCCUGCCUUUCUCUGCAUCCUGGCCAGGCCAAAGGCCCCUUUUGUUGGGCGCCCAUGUAGGCCUCUGUGCUUUUUUGUUCUUGCUGUAACCUCCAUUCCCUGGCUUCCUACGGUGGUUCUUUGGUUAGAUUGCUCUCCCUUCUCUUUUCACUUACCUCCCCAAACUUUGUUUCCUCAGGGCCCAGCUCAGGUUUUCCCAUGGACCUUCCUACCUUCCCCAACCCUGAAAUUGGCUCUUCCCCUUCUACUUUAAUAGCUGUUAAUAAUGUCAGUCACAGAUUCGGAAACUUCAGGAAAACAGGGCAGUCAGUAUCUGAUGUCUCUGGUCUCCUCAAGAAAACCAAGUGACUUGUGGGAGGGCCAUCUGCCUAGCAUAGUGACAUACCUUAGGUACUUCAAGAGUUUCGUUUCUUCUUGCACAGAGGACGUUUUCUUGGGUCAGGACAUCUGGAUGUGACUGCACUGCGGUCUCACACAGUUUGUUCUAGCUAUUGGCUGCUAUUCCUGAUUGAUAGAUUUCACUUAAAAGGAGAAGAGCAGCCCUGGCCAGUUUGGCUCAGCAGAGAGUGUCGACCUGCGGUCCAAAGAGACCUGGGUUCAGUUCCCGCUAAGGGCACGUACU